AUGUCUUCUAAGGAUUGCCAUUCGAACAAACCUAUUCGUGUUGUCAUAACUGGUGCUGCUGGCCAAAUUGCAUAUUCAUUAAUCCAUCAAAUUGGUAAUGGCGAUGUGUUCGGAAAAGAACAGAGUAUUAUCCUUCAUUUACUGGAUAUUACACCAGUCAUGGGUGUACUUAACGGAGUCGUGAUGGAAAUUCAAGAUAUGAGUCUACCGUUGGUCAAAGAUGUUAUACCCACCGAUAGCGAAGAAGUUGCUUUUAAAGAUGUUGAUGUGGCUUUAUUUGUCGGUGCUAUGCCACGUAAAGAAGGCAUGGAACGUAAAGAUUUGCUAAGUGCCAAUGUGAAAAUCUUCAAAUCGCAAGGUACUGCACUUGAUAAAUUCGCAAAGAAAAAUGUCAAAGUUGUUGUUGUUGGUAAUCCAGCCAAUACCAAUUGCUACAUCUUAGCUCACUACGCGCCGUCAAUUCCUCGUGAAAAUUUUACUUGUUUAACACGUUUAGAUCAUAAUCGUGCGAAAGCACAACUAGCAUCUCGAUUGAAAGUAUCAUCUAGUGCGAUUAAGAACGUUAUCAUUUGGGGUAAUCAUUCGUCGACACAGUUUCCCGAUGUUCGUUCUGCGACAGUCUCGAUUAACGGCCAAGAAACAGCCGUUUACGACGCGAUUAGGGAUGAUCAGUGGCUUAAGAAUGAUUUUGUUUCCACUGUACAAAAACGUGGUGCAGCAGUAAUUGCUGCACGCAAACUUUCGAGUGCCAUGUCAGCAGCGAAAGCAAUCUGUGAUCAUGUUCGAGAUUGGUGGUAUGGAACACGAGAAAACGAAUGGGUUUCGAUGGGUAUAAUAAGUGAUGGAUCGUAUGGAAUCGAAAAAGGCUUGGUGUUUAGUUAUCCAGUCGAGAUCAAGAACGGACAGAUAUCGAUUGUGCAAGAUUUGCAAAUGGACGAUUGGGCAAAAGGAAUGAUUGAGAAAACACAAAAAGAAUUAGUCGAGGAGAAAAAUGAUGCCCUGAAAGCGACGAAUUCCGAAUGA
Molecule: messenger RNA, 1023 nt
Organism: Adineta ricciae
Lineage: Eukaryota; Metazoa; Rotifera; Eurotatoria; Adinetida; Adinetidae
Source: the annotation of a GenBank genome assembly